This is a messenger RNA of Kluyveromyces marxianus DMKU3-1042, 2109 nucleotides long. RefSeq names its product protein disulfide isomerase EPS1 (gene EPS1). Gene Ontology annotation, biological process: protein folding. Gene Ontology annotation, molecular function: protein disulfide isomerase activity. Bases 1 to 2109 code for a protein of 702 amino acids. The record is from RefSeq and is a predicted model, not a curated record. Gene Ontology annotation, cellular component: endoplasmic reticulum. Lineage: Eukaryota; Fungi; Ascomycota; Saccharomycetes; Saccharomycetales; Saccharomycetaceae. The transcript has a single exon.
AUGCGGUUUUUGCUAUUCUUUAUCCAGAGCUGGUGGUGGUUAUUGGUAUUCGUUACUGCUACGGAAACUAGCUCUAAUCCAAGCCUGAAGUUUCCUGAACCUUUAACAGAGGAAAACUUCAAGAGUACUAUAUCUGAGAAUCUACAUAUAGUGGAAUUCUUCAGUCCUUAUUGUCCUCAUUGUAAGAGUUUGGCACCAAUAUGGGAAGCGACGUAUUUUGACUUUUACGAGGAAUCGCAGAAGCUCAAUAUAUCCUUCCAUCAGGUGAACUGUAUUGAGUCUGGCGACUUGUGUGAACAAGAAAAGAUUAUGUUUUAUCCCAACAUUAGACUUUAUGGGCCAGAUGGAUAUAUUAAAGAUUACCCAGGAGGAUCGGUGCAUGCAAAGGAGGAUUUGAUCAACUUCGCAAGACAAGAGGCACUGGAUGCCGAUAAUCUGGAUCUUACCAAACUUCGCAGUAAAAGUAAGUUUGCCACAGAUGCAGAUCUGUUAAAGCUUUUGUCAGAACCCCAAACUGAGCCAUAUCUUGUUUCCUUUUGGCCAUCAACUGAUUUCGAAGAUGUUGAUUCCUCAUAUUCUUUCAAAGACUGUGAGAAGUGCUCGCAGUUCCAAAGGAUAUGGAAGCUAGUUAGCAACAAGGCAGAUUCCGAGGGAAUAACCACGAUUCACUUCAACUGUGCUAACAAUACGAAAAAUUCAAAGAACGACUUAAUAUGUAGGGAGUUAUCUUACGAUUCUCUCACCAAUGAAAGAAGUUCAAGAGAAGACAGAUACCCUAGAGUAGCAUUAAUAUUACCACAUUUCAAAAGUGGUAGUUUCGUCAAGUUCCCAUACGGUAAACUGCAGUCCGAUAGCUAUAGCAUCAUGGAUUUUGCUGUCAGAACAUUGCACAACAGUAAAGUUCCUGAAAUUGAUCGUUUCGAAAUACAAAAUUUCGUGGAGCAACCAAUGAAGGAUAUAUUGUCACCUGACAUUGAAGAUGAUAAGAUGAUUCUUGUGUUCAACUACGACCCUAAGACUGUUGUUCCGGAAGAUACGGAAUUUUUGGAACAGUUAAUCGAGCCACUCACGUACUUGCCGAAUGUGUACCUUUACAAGUGUCCUUCAGACUUGAUGGCACUAAGCCAUAAUUUCUACAAGAAAUUGUAUGAAAAAUUCAACGUCGAUCCUGCUGUUGAGUUUAGUGAAAAUCGUUUUAUUGCCUCCUCUAUUACGCAGUUGCCAACGUUCUAUUUGUUCAAGAAAUCGACAUUUACCCCAAUCAUAUUCCCCGGGUUCUCAACUACAGAAACAAGGGAUAUCAAAACGAUUCUAGAUUGGUUGACAAUCAAUUCAAUGCCACUGGUUAACGAACUUACUCCAAGAUCAUACAGGCCAUUAAUUGGCUUCGAGCCAGAAAUCUAUGAUAAAGCAGUGAUACAGGUCAUAAACAGAUCAAGUAAUAAGUUUGAGAAAGGAUCAAGAAAACUCGUCGAGGGGCUAAGAGACGCCGCUCAUAGUUAUGAAGUUGUACGAGACGAAAUUGUAUAUGACAGUCUUCAACUGGCAAGGGAUGACAAGAAUAAAGCAGUUGAUAAACUAAAGAGUAAAAAUGUCCCUUCAAGACGAGUUGUAGAAGCAAUGAGGAAAGAAAUCGAUCACAUUUAUGAUCACAAAGCUCUUUUCUUGUAUCUUGAUAUUAACUCAGAUCCUUUCUUUUUAGAUGACUUGGGACUAAAUGCAAAUCGUAGAGAUUACAAGACGGGGGAUAUUCUCAUUUUCGACAAGAAGAAUGGAUUCUACUACGAAAAAGAUGCUAAGGGUGAAUAUCUUACUCUGAAAACCUUGCCAAGAACCCUAGCCGCUAUAAACUUCCCACAGCGAUACCCGGAACUGCAAAUUGAGCGUGUUAGAGUUGUAACUCCAUUUGCUGUCCUUUACAAUCUCGCAGACACAUUCCGUGAGGCCACGGGACUAUAUUACUUGCUUGUCCCAGUCAUGCUAUUCACAUUGUACAAACUUCCUAAGGUGAUCCAAUACCACAAACUAAAGAAAAGGUAUGCUGCCAAGAGAGAUACGCACGGUAUUCUUGGAGCAAAGCUGAGUAAAGAAACCAAGUUGAUAGACUAA